UCUAUCUUUAGCACAAAGCACAAAGACAAUGUAUACCCAUACUCAAAUGCUUCAAAAAACUGACCCUUUUUUCCUCUCUAAACAACAAUCCCUUUACCCAAAUGAACCAAUUGAUCAUCUCUGCAUUGACUCCACUAAUUAUCUUGACCCACUUCAGUACUCUUUUUCUGAAUUUCCAACUACCGAACAUGAGAAACCCCCUGUUCUUGAAGGGAUUGCAGCUGUAGUUGGAGAACAUGUUCUUUUUGGCAGCUGUAAUAAUAAAAACAAGAGAAGUGUUGAUCAAAAUUCUGAGAGUAGUACUGCAGUUUCGAUUCUGAAGCGCACGUGCCCUGCACCUGACAAAUACAGAGGCGGCGCGAGGAAAGAAGAAAAGAGAAAUGUUCCAGUGGAGAGGAGCUACAGAGGAGUGAGGAAGAGGCCGUGGGGGAGGUGGUCAGCGGAGAUACGUGACCGUAUAGGGCGGUGCCGCCACUGGCUUGGUACUUUCGACACGCCAGAGGAGGCUGCGCGUGCGUAUGACGCGGCUGCUAGGUGGCUAAGAGGCUCAAAGGCGCGAACCAACUUCCAAAUUCCUCCAGUUGUGCCUUUACCUUUGAAUUCAUCACCAACAUCAAUUUCAUCCUCUUCUAAUACCUCUACUGAACUAAAAAAGAAUAAGAAAAUUAGUUCUUGUGCUAAUAAAAGCAAUAUGCCUACAACCAGGAAAUGCUCCGUGGUAACUUCAGCUGCCCAUCUUUUCAGCUCUAGCAGUACGCCUGCUGUGGAGCUUGAUCUGAAGCUUGGAUUUGGGAAGAAGUAGCUAGCUAGCUUUUUACUUUGAAAGUAGGUAGCACUAGUUAUAUGUAGUAUAGUACUUUAAUUUGUGUGUAAAUGAAACUAUGUUGUUCUAGGUUCAGCCUGUUUCAUUGUGCUGUGGUAUCAUGACUACGGCUGGGUAUGAGAAGAAGUUUUUGGAUGUUGUAUUAGAAUUUUAGAAGAAAGAACACAUAAAAAGGUUAUGCGCCAUGCGUGUUAAAUGUAGUUAACUAAUCUUUUUGAGAAACUA
Nicotiana tabacum (common tobacco) is the source of this 1048-nucleotide messenger RNA. Its product is annotated as ethylene-responsive transcription factor ERF084. Gene Ontology annotation, molecular function: DNA binding; DNA-binding transcription factor activity. The record is from RefSeq and is a predicted model, not a curated record. Lineage: Eukaryota; Viridiplantae; Streptophyta; Magnoliopsida; Solanales; Solanaceae. Gene Ontology annotation, biological process: regulation of DNA-templated transcription.